AUGGCUGAUCUUGAACAGAUGAAGGAAAAUGCAGAUAAGUUGUUGUUUUGCUUGGAGAAGUUGGCCUCCUUUGCCUCCUCCAUUCACCCCACCUUUGGCUUCGUCUCCCCCCUGAUCAGGGUGGCUCGAACGGGCCUGACAGAUGAGAAAGUCUACGCUCUAGACAAGAACUUCCAGAAAAUCCACACCAAGCUAAAGAGCAUCUCCCAAAAGAAUCAACAAUGUCUGAGGCAGAUCCACAUCAGUGAGGUGAAUGAAAUCUUUGGUAUGUAUGAGGAGUAUGAGGAGCACAUCAAGCACCAGUACGAUGCUUUCAAUGAAAUGGUGAGGAAGAUGAAAAAGGAUCCAGACCAAACCGAGCACUACAUGAAGACCUUUCAGACCGUAUACGAGACAAACAAGAGUGACAUAAGCCUGGAUGUGUACUAUCGCGGUGUGCUUGGUACGGGCUCGUUGUUUGGAAAACCCCUGCUGAAGGUCUACCUGGAAAACUGCGAUGGAGACCGUGAAAUCAUGGAGCACCGCUGUUCUUACAUCGCCCACCUGUUCUACAUGGGCUUCAUCGCACUCGGGGGCUACACAACUGUUACAAAGGACGAUGAAGAUGCAGUCCGAGAGAAGUGGGAUAAGAGGGUGAAGGAGAUCCAGGAAAAGAUGCAGGAAGUGCUCAGUCAGUGCAGAGACAGAACAGCCUGA
Toxotes jaculatrix (banded archerfish) is the source of this 696-nucleotide messenger RNA. RefSeq names its product protein rapunzel-like. The coding region runs from base 1 to 696 and encodes 231 amino acids. The record is from RefSeq and is a predicted model, not a curated record. NCBI's taxonomy places the organism in Eukaryota, Metazoa, Chordata, Actinopteri, Toxotidae. The transcript has a single exon.